This is a messenger RNA of Aspergillus homomorphus CBS 101889, 2757 nucleotides long. RefSeq lists its product as uncharacterized. The transcript has a single exon. Bases 73 to 2718 code for a protein of 881 amino acids. The record is from RefSeq and is a predicted model, not a curated record. Lineage: Eukaryota; Fungi; Ascomycota; Eurotiomycetes; Eurotiales; Aspergillaceae.
AUCCAGGCCAGUCCCUUCGACAAGCCAAUGGCUUCGUAACACUUGUUCAGCCUCCAAUCACCCAAUACCAACAUGCUACCUGAAUUCUUGCAGAGUAGUUACGCACGCUACAAAGCAGAUACCAAUACCUUUGCAACUUGGCUACUGGAGACAGCCAACCAAUGCGGCUAUCAACCACCUGGCCUCGCUGCAGCCAUUCUUGCCGUGAAGAAGGGGAAUGAACACAAAAGCAAAGGUAAACAUAACGGCUCGGAUGCAGUAGAUCCACUUCACUAUAGUGCGACCAUCAAAGAUCUGCAAAACCUCGCCGAGGUGGUUGCUGGUUCUGCUCGCGGGGUACCGAACUCAGUUCUCACCGUCGCCAAACGCGCCAUCCAAUUGAGAAAGACGGUCACGUCCUGGUUCUUGGGCCGAGGCGACUCUGCCAACAACAAGCGCCAUGCGCAUUUCAUCACGGUGCUGGAGCAGAUUUGCGAUAAUCUGGAGUGGAAGGCUAACCAGCAGUCCUCGAAGUCAGACGACGCUAAGCAAUCACCACCACAGACGGCUUCUGAGGCUGAAGCGGACAGAUUUCUGAACAAAUUCGCUGUUCUCACGGUGGAGGAACCGGAACUCCAGGAGACGACGCAAACCCAACCGGCAUCUGCCGCCGAAUCGAAGAAGAUAGUCAAAGUGGAUGUUGUUGAAGAGGAGGAGGGUAAUGAGGCAGCAGAAGAAGACUCAUAUCUGGGUCAGUUGUUCUUCAAGACUCUCUGCUUGCUCCAAGACUUGAACAACAUGCGAGCCUUCAUUUCCGUUACCUGGGCGGAGUAUCGCGACAAGAAGAUUGAUCUCAUGAACGCCGCGGUCGUGACUGAUAGUGCUUUGCAACUGGCCCGAGAUCUCGUGCAAGAGGCGGAAGCUGACUGGCGCACUAUCUCUCCCGGGGAUGAUAGUAUCCAGAAUAUGGUCUUCAAUCUCGCGGUUCUUACCCGCGGCAUUUCUGCCGGUCCAUCAAUGGAGAUUGGCCUGCCAUACAACAAGAACAUGGCUGAUGUAGCCGAGUGGUGCUAUGUGCCAACUAAGGUCCUGCUUGAGUCUUUCGCAAAUGUUCUCCAGGUUGAUCAUCUACCAGUUUUCAGGAAAGGACACUUUGGCAUCUACAAUCCGAAAGCAGACCGAGAGCGGAUGUCUCUGGGGCAGAAGUUCAACGAAGAUAAAAUCCUCCUUCUCUCGAUUUUGCCAGAGUUCUGCAUGUUCGACACGUUCAAGAUCCAGAUGCCUACGCAGGAUAUGAUCACUCGAGGCCUUACUGAGUUUGCCAAGACCAAAAAGGUCACUCUGUGGCUUUGCUUCGCCGCCCAGAUCUUCCUCGACGUUCAUCAUAUCAUGCGACACAGUACGUCGGGUGCAUUUGGAGACCUUCGAAUGUCCGGACUUCGCAUCCAGAAGACGAUCGACGACUACUUUCAGCUGUCGAAAACACACCCUCGGCCCAGAUUCUGGCCCAAAGAGGGUGACGAGGAGAUUCGAAUGAUAGGAACCACCGUGAAGUCAUGGAUCGUCCAAGACCUGUUUCAUGAUAUUCGAGUCCAUUCGGAACUCGCCCCCAUGGGCCUCGUGCCGGAAAAGCACGCACUCUUCUCGCAGCACGCUAUCCUCUGCGGCCUGAUCCUGUUCAAUCUCAACAUGAGAAUGCAGUUUGUCGGCCAGCAGCUCGUCACCAAAUGGUACGACGUCCAGCAACUGGCCUUCCUGCAUAACCUCGUCAUCACUUUUCCCCCGCACAAAGACCUGCGAUGGCCCGACAUGGAUGCUUUUCUCAAGAUCCACGGCGAGUCUCAUAUUUUCGUCGGUUCGCGGCCCAAGAACGCCAAGGAAUCGCUGAACCGGCUCGAGUUGGCGACAGGCAUCUCGUCUGCCGCCAAUUUCGCGCGUGACUCCCGGCGCAGACGAUUCCACAAGCCGGACGGCAAGAACCCCCGGGUGCUCGAGUCCACUACUCCCGUCGCCAACCUGUUCUUCACCCAGUACGUGGGUGGUCGUGGUCCCGAGGAAGACGGCGGGAUCAUGAACAUCGACCGCAUCCUGGACGAGCUUUCCCAGCGAUCCAACCUUGAAUCAUCAUCAUCAUCCAGCAGCAAGGAGCGUGCAGCCAACAAAAGACUCAAUCCGGAACUCCUCAUCACCCGCAAGUGGUCCAAUACCCACAACCUCGACACCCUGCAGCUUCUGGCCUUCCUGAAGACGAAGUUAUUCGAAGCCGAGCCGGUGAUCCUGUACAACUACUUCGGCAUGCACAAACGCGCCGUGGAGUUGCUGAGACGGAUCCGCGACAAGGAGCACCAGAAGUUUGUGCAGUACUUCACGGCCGCGUAUCUGCCCGAUGAGUCCUUCAUCUCCAAUAUCGUCCUCCUCAUCCUUCACGUCGCGGAUGGCUCGGCGCAGAGUGCACGGGCAUUGGGACUGGGGUCUGGCGGAAGUGAGAUCGUGAGUCGGAUCGUCACGAGUGCGGGCGACGUGAUGCGAGAAUACUUGAAAAAGAACGGAGACAUGGCGUGCAAAGAGUUGCGGGUCUUCUGCACGAAUAAGAAGCCGAUUCAAGAUGAUAAUGAUGCUGCUGCUGCUUAUGCGAACGGCAAAUCUCUGGAUGAGAUGGCGUAUUAUUGGUUCAGUCUGGAAGAUGUCCUGGGUCCUAAGGGCGUGGCCUCCCUCAUGACUGGGAUUCCGAUUGCGUAGGCUGGCUUAUGGACCUGUUGUCGCCUUGUUUUAUGUACG